CCCAUUAAGCUUUCUUCUCGAAUACCUAACAAUGGCGGCUCCAAUCGAAUCUGUGCAAUGCUUCGGCCGGAAGAAGACGGCGGUUGCCGUGACAUACUGCAAGCGCGGCCGGGGCUUGAUUAAGAUCAAUGGCUGCCCAAUCGAGCUCAUCGAGCCAGAGAUCUUGCGAUUCAAGGCCUACGAACCCAUCCUCCUCCUCGGCCGCCAUCGUUUCUCCGGAGUCGACAUGCGCAUCAGAGUGAAAGGCGGAGGCCACACCUCACAGAUCUACGCCAUCCGCCAGAGCAUCGCCAAGGCGCUAGUCGCAUUCUACCAGAAGUAUGUCGACGAGCAGAGCAAGAAGGAGAUCAAGGACAUUCUGGUCCGCUACGACCGGACUUUGCUCGUUGCCGAUCCGAGGCGCUGUGAGCCGAAGAAGUUCGGUGGUCGUGGAGCUCGUGCAAGAUUUCAGAAAUCUUAUCGUUGAUCAGAGAGUUUUAGGCAUCUAUAGCGGAGAGUUGCCGCUUGUUGGAGGCGAAUCGGGCGGUAGAUGCACAUUUGUAGCUCCAUUGAAUGGAAGCAAAACUUUCCCCCUGGACUUUUGCGAGUUGUUGAGGGGGAGUUUCAUUCUUCUGUAGCCCCACUGUGGAUGUUCCCCGUUAAUAAAGCUUACUUCUUUAUAAACAAAAAAAAA
Messenger RNA from Momordica charantia (bitter melon), 673 nucleotides. RefSeq names its product small ribosomal subunit protein uS9. Gene Ontology annotation, molecular function: structural constituent of ribosome; RNA binding. Gene Ontology annotation, cellular component: cytosolic small ribosomal subunit; ribosome. Gene Ontology annotation, biological process: maturation of SSU-rRNA from tricistronic rRNA transcript (SSU-rRNA, 5.8S rRNA, LSU-rRNA); translation. The record is from RefSeq and is a predicted model, not a curated record. NCBI's taxonomy places the organism in Eukaryota, Viridiplantae, Streptophyta, Magnoliopsida, Cucurbitales, Cucurbitaceae.